Pocillopora meandrina is the source of this 3727-nucleotide messenger RNA. The record is from the annotation of a GenBank genome assembly. Lineage: Eukaryota; Metazoa; Cnidaria; Anthozoa; Scleractinia; Pocilloporidae.
ACAUCCUACAUGUAUUUUAAAACUUGCUUCAGAGUUAUGGCGAGAAUCACAAACCUGGAGCUCGCGAGAGAAGACGAUCAAGGUGAAAAGGACACUGAGGAGUAUCUUUUCAGGUAAGUAUGAAGGAAAAGAGAGCGGAGAAGGAGCGGCAAACUUUUUGUAGAUUAUUUUUACUACUAUUUCUGUUAUUGCCUCUGUGACUCCAACCCCAGUUACUUGUUAUUUACACUUUAUGUAAAUUUAUCGCCCUGGACGAAGGCUCUUGCAUUGCGCCCGCAAUGCUUUACCGAAAAAACAGGCGAAUCCAAGAGCGCCCGGAAAGACAGGGUAUUGAAAGAUCCAAAGGGGAAGUUUCCACGCGAAGUCUAACCUCUCAGAGCCAACCUGUACCCGUGAAAUCCCCGCCCUUUUAUUUAACAUGAAGCCUGAACAAGGCGCCCCUUUAGUUUGGGAUACUUGCCUCCCUAUAAUGGACAAAACGGGAGUAAAUUACCCCUUCUCUCUGAGGCGAACGUUGAAGUGUUAAAGGAAAACUUGGAAGGGUAUCAAGCGUGGAAAAAAAAAACGCGUAAUACAAUUGUAAUUAAAAACGUAAGUUUGUGCUAUUGCCGCUUAGAUUGUGUAAGAGAGACUUACUAACAGCUGCAGUUGACGGGAAAUUUCAAAAAGUCCUUUCUAAAACCAGAGAAUAAUAUCGUAUCCAGUUGUUUCCAUAGGGCACGAGCAACUGGGAAUAUGGGGGAACAGGGAGUGAUAGGAAUGAGAGAUAGAAGAAAUGUUCCUCUUGUGCUCGCUCCUAAACCAUCAUACGUUGCGCUCCCGCGCCGCUCACAUAUGGUUUGAAAACGAUUGGAUACCAGUUGGUUUUCUUUGUAUCAGGCGACUUCCGGAAUACAAGCAGCGCAUCGCUGGAAAGUCCGUUCCAUUUGAGAAAUUUUCCAUUCACAAAGCUAACCUAAGUACCUGGAACAAGGCAACAAUCUAUUUCUUCCUGGAAUGGUAAGUGCGAGUAGAAUCGUAUGUCAAAAAUCUAUUUUCUCCGUUUUGUGAAGCGGACAGAUCUGAUGAUAAGGCAAAUUUUUGGAGUGAGUCUAUGUCUAGCCCGAUUGGCAGAACAGUUUUUGUCUUCUGUAAACGUUAGAAAUGUCAGCUUGGCUAGAGCGUCACAUGGAUGUUUGUAUAAUUACGUUGUUAGAGAAUAGUUUUUGUUUUGGUCUUGAACUAUCGAAGAAUGAGCCAUUCUCAAACGGCAGCAAUGUCGUUCCUAGGCUCCUUACGUUUUUCUUUCGAGACGGCAAGGGGAGAGGACUGGAGAUGAAUUAGGAUAUAUGUAAGACAAAUGAUACAUACACGAGGUCUUUUUUCCUCUGAGGAAUUAAGGAAGCCCUAAACUGACUCUCUCUUUAGGAACUUAUAUUGCUCUGGAAUGGCUUCAAAGUUCUUCAUCGCAGGCCACACUUAGUGGAGCCAAUGUUGAAACUUGUCCAAACGUCGCUGGUAGAGUUAGAAGAAACUAAAGGUAAACUAUAAUUAGUAAAAAUUACUGUCGAUAACGCACCAACACAGGUUUCCUAUUAAAUCACCUUUUUUAUUCUAGAAAACCCAUAUUUCUGUUAUUACAUCUGCAGUUCAACUAACGAACAUAUAUGACGACCUUUUUCCGAAUAAAACCAUCAUCAGAAGUUUCCGGAUCACGAGUUUGCGGUUCUUUAUUAACGUAUUUCCGUGUUAUUGGUACCGCCUAACCAUGAAUACUCCAGGAGUCCUGGAUAAAGAGUAGCAAUGUGAAAUUUAAGCCCGGUCAAGUACUGCAUCACAUACAGCAUUACAUUGGCGGCGGCUAUGAUUAGAACCCAAACCCCGUCGAGGAGCAGACUUGCAGUUUCGCGUAGACCUUUCAACUGCACUUAUCUCUUUAGUUCCAGGUCCCCAGCGUCAUUCCAAAUUUUUUCAUAUUUAAAAAACAAAACAACGUGACAGUCUUUCCUUUUUUUUUCUUUUUGUUGUUGUUGUUGUUUUUUUUUCAGAUAAAAAUACAAAUUACAUGGAUGAUUUGUGUCUUGGAUACCUGCUUCAGGGAAUGUGUUACCGCUGUGUGCACAAACCGAAAGAAGCUAUGGAGAGCCUCCUUAAUGCGGUAAACAGGUCAGUAACUUUGCUUGCGGCAACUUGCUAUUUCGUAUCAUUUUCCUCUUAAUUUUUGUAGUGGAUCUUGAGAGUGAAAGAGUUAAAACUACGAGUUUAUAUUAUAUGAUCCGUGCAACUCCUUUUCGAGUGUGGGAACAAAAAAAACAAGCGCGAGAAAAUUAUGGCAAAUGAGUGUAUCGAGCUGAGAGAGUUCUCGGAUCCAGGCCACUCUCGGCCAGCUCUAACAGCCCAUUUUUUUCCCUUGGUUUGUUUUUGGCGUGACAUUUUGUCGGCCAACCAGGGAGUGCAAGCACCUUAUUCCUCCUUUUUCGUAUUGCAGAUCAAAGGACCUAGUUAAGGAUUUCUAAGAGGCUCCAUUCGCAUGCGCAGAAGUUGGCUUUCUGUACCUAGAGGAGGGAGAUCUGGAUCAAGCCAAAGAAUACCUCAAUAAAACAAGGUAUGAAAAAGCAAGUCGAUUUUUCUAACUGAUGGUAAAUUUUCAGAACAGAAAGCAAGGCAGUGCAACCGAUGUUUUAGAAAAGCUGUCUAGUGCAUGAACAUUAGCAAGUGUUGUUAAGCAGCGUGGAAUAUCCAACAUACCUGCAAGUGCAAGUAAAGCGCGGGAAAAAGUGCCACUGGUGUUAAGCGCGGGAAAACAUGCAACCGGUGAUAAGCGUGGCUCGGUGUCGCCGUGUUUAAGCGCGGGAAAAAUGUAAGAGCUUCUAGGUUUGGAGCGUGGCAAAGGAUCAAAGCAGUUCAGUUCUUAACGUUUAUCCUUAAGAAUGCACCGUAAUCUGUUCAUACUGUUUUCUCUCUCAUAAAUCUGUAUGCAUGUAGGACGCUUGCUAUUGGCCUCUGUAAAAUGAGUUAAACUCCGAUAAGUGCGAGUGCUUGAGUGGGGUUCUAAUUGAAUGAUGUUAAUUUUAAGUUAUGUGUAAUUAAACUGAUGGCUGGGGGACUCAACACGUGGUGCAUUGAUACUGCUCUCCUGGAGUACACUAUGCAUGGUAUGAAGUAUGAGAUCCCAAUGGGAUGAUAUCAGUAUCUGAGCAACUGUGCACCUACCCCUCCCCUAACCCAGCAUUAACCCUAACUUUUUAUCAGUUGACUGUUGCCUGGUUACGGGAGGGGUAGGUGUGCAGUUGCUCAGAUACUGACGUUAAUCCAAAUUACCCUGUGAGAAUCAUACCUCAUACCAUAUAUAGUGUGCACUUGGAGAGAAUACUGACAUUGAUCCGCUAGUUUUAUACCCCAGCGUUCCUCAACAAAUCUUUGAGAACGUACUUUUUGAACCGCCAGGAAAGACUACGAAAACCAUUUGUUACAAAGCAGACUUCACUUCAGAAUCCACUCAGCGCUUCAAGAAAUCAAUUACAGACGCAAGCAGGCGAAAGAAGCAGCUAAAAUGGAAAAAAAGCAAUCCAAACGCUCCAAGAAUGGUGUCACUAACAAUAAUUCCUCAAUAGACGAGGAUUCUAUCAGCAUCUCUCUCGGUGGUUCCAAGAAUCUCUCGCACCAGGACUCAAACUCGUCCUUUGAGACAGCUCCUGAAUAUUCAUCGGAAGAUGAGAGGAACCUGGGAGACAUGGAACGGGAAUAG